This is a messenger RNA of Xiphophorus hellerii (green swordtail), 3494 nucleotides long. It is a transcript of the gene mpp3a, whose product is annotated as MAGUK p55 scaffold protein 3a. Lineage: Eukaryota; Metazoa; Chordata; Actinopteri; Cyprinodontiformes; Poeciliidae. Gene Ontology annotation, molecular function: protein binding. The record is from RefSeq and is a predicted model, not a curated record. The coding region runs from base 189 to 2114 and encodes 641 amino acids. The transcript is spliced from 21 exons.
GCCACUCAGCAGCAGGUUAGUGAAAGCAGCAGCCACAAGAGGAGGAGGAGGAGGAGGAAGAAGUAAGCAGGAGGAGAACCUGGAACGAGAGAAACUGUGGCUGCAGUCACAGGAGCGACACAAAACACAGGCAGGGAGGUGGAGAUCCGGAGAGAAGAGAAGGUUUCCCCUCCUCACCUCACUGACACAUGAAAGAAGUCAUGCCGGUUCUCACAGCAGGAGCGGGACUGCAUGAAACGCUGGCCCUGCUGACCUCUCAGUUGCGGCCCGAUGCCAACCACAAAGAGGACAUGGUCUUCCUCAAAGACGUCUUCAGUGAGAGGAGUUUGGGAUACCUCAUGAAGAUUCACGAGAAGUUGAGACAGUACGAGAGGCAAAGCCCCACGCCGGUGCUCCACAGCGCUUCCUCUCUGGCUGAAAAUGUGGCAGAGGAGCUGCAGACUGGACCAAUGAGCACAGAGGAGAAGGAACUGCUGCACCUGCUGAUGUCACCACAUCUGAAGGCUGUCCUCUCAGUGCAUGACACCGUGGCCCAGAAGAACUUUGACCCCGUGCUCCCUCCGCUGCCCGAUGACUUCGAGGACGAGCUGGAUGAGGAGUCUGUGAAGAUUGUCAGACUGGUGAAGAACAAGGAGCCUCUGGGAGCAACGAUCAGACGGGAUGAGGCAACAGGAGUUGUGAUCGUGGCGCGGAUUAUGAGAGGAGGUGCUGCAGAUCGAAGCGGUCUGGUCCAUGUAGGAGAUGAACUCAGGGAAGUCAAUGGAGUUUCAGUGAUCCACAAAAGACCCGACGAGAUCAGUCAGCUGUUGUCCCAGUCCCAGGGCUCCAUCACGCUAAAGAUAAUCCCAGCCAUCAAAGAGGAGGACAGACUGAGGGAGAGCAAGGUUUACAUGAGAGCCUUGUUUGACUACACCCCUCUGGAAGACAAGGCCACCCCCUGCCAGGAAGCGGGACUUCCCUUCAAACGGGGCGACAUCCUGCAGGUUGUGACGCAGGACGACCCCACGUGGUGGCAGGCCAAACGCGUGGGAGACAGCAACCUGCGGGCCGGACUCAUCCCGUCCAAACAGUUCCAGGAGAGGCUCUAUGCUGCACAUCCCUCCAGGCGGCUGGCCUACAGGAUGAAAAUGGGCACACUACCGAAUCCAAAAUCCCCUAAAAAGCCUGCUUCUGAAGGAUGCGACAAAGGUCUCUUACCCAGAAUGCUUACCCCCCCUCUCUACCUUGCUUGCCUCCCAACAGAGGACUGUGACUGUGAGGGCUAUUUCAAUGGACAGUACAUAGAAAGCCAGGCUAUAGUCUCUUCUAAGUGUAAAGCAGUGGCGCCCUCCUGUGGCCAGGUGUUUUCCUGGGAAUUUUAUUCAGCUGGUUUACGGAGAAGCUUCCGCCUGAGUCGUAAGGAUCGGCAGGGAUCGUCCGGAGAGGACUCGGAGAUCGGAGAGCCGGACUUCCUGACCUAUGAGGAGGUGACCCGCUACCAGCACAGGUCUAGUGAGAGGCCGCGGCUGGUGGUUCUGAUCGGUUCGCUUGGGGCACGAAUCAAUGAGCUGAAGCAGCGAGUGAUAGCUGAAAACCCACAUCGUUAUGCUGUAGCUGUUCCACAUACUACCAGGCCUAAGAAACCUCAUGAGAAGGACGGAGUGGAGUAUCACUUUGUCACCAAACAGCAGUUUGAUGCAGACGCUUUAAACAACAAAUUUAUAGAGCAUGGGGAGUACAAGGAAAACCAGUAUGGCACCAGUAUAGAGGCCAUCCGCUCUGUUCAAGCCAAGAAUAAGAUGUGUAUAGUUGAUGUGCAGCCUGAGGCGCUGAAGAGACUACGAACUGGAGAGUUCAAGCCAUAUGUUAUAUUUGUCAAACCGCGAAUUCCUGAGAGCCGGCGUCGCCGCAGUGCAGCCACCUCACCAGGAGGGGGCGAACACGGGCGUCUUACAGAUGAAGAUCUGCAGGAAAUGCGUCAGUCUGCCGUUCAGAUCGACCAGCAGUACGGACACCUGGUGGACCGCGUCCUCAUCAAGGAGGACUCGGCCAGUGCUUGCGCUGAACUGCGCGGCAUUUUGGAAAGAUUGGAGCGCGAUUCCUUCUGGGUGCCUCUGAGCUGGAUGCGGACCUAAACGCAAUACCCACAAACCCCUGGAAAAUCCUCUGAUGCAGCCAAUCCUUGCACUGGUUUUCUCAUGAGCCAAUACCUCUACACCCCCAGGCUGGUGGCCAACCCAAGAGUUUACUGAACUAGGGCCAUCUAAUUUACAGCAGCACCACAAGCAGAUGAAGUCAAAGAAAUACCUCAGUUCUUCAGCAAGGCUGACCAUUUGAUUGCCCAACUUCCCAAAGUAAUAAAUAGUUUUGCAUGUCACGUUUAUGCAUAUUUGGUUUCGUAAUUACCAACUCUUUUUUAAAAUUGUGUAGAUUCAGAAGAAUUUCUACUUACUGAAUUCCCGUCCAAACAGAAGAGCAGAUGAAGAUAUCUCGGUUUUCCUGAAAGACAAACAUCUCAAAUUAGAUCAGUUCCUUUUAAAAGUCUUCUUCUGCUAAAGUUUACAGCAUGUAGAAUGCUUUUUGACAAGUUUGUAGUUUAAGUACCAUUUACCUAAUUUGCACAAGUUCAAUUUUAUUCCUCACACCGUUGAACUUUACAGUAACAUAUCAGCUUUUAGUAGCAUGAUUUCUUUUUUAGUUCUACAGCUUUACUAAACAGCAGCUGCUGAAUGCUUCCAGUUUAUUCCUGCUGCUCAUGCAUCAUGUACAGAACAAGAGCCUGUCGCACAAUAAACUGCAGAAGAGAAAGACAUCUGACAAGUCAUGAUACAGCUUAAUCACUAAGCUACUAAUUAAAGAAAUAUCCAGAUGGAAUGCAGGGAUAUUUUUUGCUGAGCUGGUUUUAGAAAAUGCAUGUCGACAGUUUACUUACUCAGAUGUAAAAACUGUAAAUGUUACUCCUGGUGUGCCAACGAAAGACGUCGUAGCACUUCAAUGCAACCUGUUUACCUUCGUCAUUUUGACUGUAAAAACAUUGUGCACACAUUUUCUGUGGAUGGAUGUUGCUGUGUGUGUCAACAUACGUUAAUGUUGUCCCUGUUUUGCAAAUCGGAAUGGAUUUUGUACAGUUUCUUGAAUAUAUCUGUAUUUUUGGCUGGAGAACAGAUGUUUGAAUUGAAGAACUUUUUAUGCAGAACGUCAGUGGACUUUGUUUUUUUUUCAAAGCUUAAACAAUAGGACAAGAGGGGUGGAAUGUUUGUAGCAACUAUGAGCUUUUCUUUGGCAUGCCAGUACUAUAUUAAAACUUGAAAGAUCUGAACCUACUGACAACGCAGAUCAGGAAUAAACACAUUUUGUGUUGAAUGUGAGCAUCAAACACUUUCCAGAUCAUAUUUGUUAACUUGUUUUUGUCACAUGCGACGGAGUUUGAGCUGUGUGAACUAAACCGAGAAUGUUGACUUUGUAAGCUGUCAUGUACAAAGUGCCAUAAUAAAGGAAGCUGACUCAAACUUUAA